Myripristis murdjan (pinecone soldierfish) is the source of this 1340-nucleotide messenger RNA. RefSeq names its product cathepsin O (gene ctso). Bases 116 to 1135 code for a protein of 339 amino acids. The record is from RefSeq and is a predicted model, not a curated record. Gene Ontology annotation, biological process: proteolysis. Gene Ontology annotation, molecular function: cysteine-type peptidase activity. The transcript is spliced from 8 exons. NCBI's taxonomy places the organism in Eukaryota, Metazoa, Chordata, Actinopteri, Holocentriformes, Holocentridae.
UAAAGUCAUGCUUCCUCAUAUGUGCGCGGGUGUCUGAGGUCUUUGGAUUUCCUUGUUGUAGUAUUAUUAUUAUUGUGCCCAGUGUUGACAUUUUUAACCGACCCGAGCUCGUCCGAUGAGGGGCGGCGGGUGGUUCCUGGUUGCAGCCGUGAGCCUGGUGUUUCCCCCCCUGCGCUGCCAGAACCGGAGCCGGGAGGAGACGCGCACUGAGUUUCCCCGCUCCGCUGCGGCUGAGGCGGACUUCUGCUCUUUCAGAGAAAAGUUUCACCGCAACUAUGAGCUCAACACGGAGGAAUUUAAUCGUCGUCAUCUCUAUUUUCAGGAUGCUAUAAAAAGGGCCGCAUACCUGAACUCGUUUCCUGCAGCCCCGCACUCUGCCAAGUAUGGCAUCAAUCAGUUCUCUGACCUAUCGCUCAAUGAAUUCAGAGAUCUCUACCUGCGAGCCAGCGCUGACAAGGCCCCUCCCUACUCCGGAGAGAAGAGAGAGGGGCUGCCAGCUAAAUUUGACUGGAGGGACGAGGGGGUGCUGGCCCCCGUCCAGAAUCAACAAGCAUGUGGGAGCUGCUGGGCGUUCAGUGUGGUUGAAGCCAUCCAAGCCGCUCACGCUAGAGCCGGCUCUCCGCUGGAGCAGCUCAGUGUGCAGCAGGUUCUGGACUGCUCCUUCCGAAACCAGGGCUGCAGUGGAGGCUCCACAGUCUGGGCCCUGAGCUGGUUAAACCAGACCAGAGUGAAACUGGUGCCACAGUCAGAAUACCCAUAUAAAGCCAAGACAGGGAUCUGCCAUUUUUUCUCCCAGUCACACGGUGGGGUUGCCUUGAAGGAUUUUGCUGCACAUGACUUCAGUGGUCAAGAGGAGGCCAUGAUGGGCCAGCUGGUGAGCUGUGGACCGCUUGCCGUCACUGUGGAUGCCAUCAGCUGGCAGGACUAUCUGGGUGGAAUCAUCCAGCACCACUGCUCCAGUCAGCACGCCAACCAUGCCAUCCUGCUCAUUGGAUAUGACACUACUGGGGAUAUUCCAUACUGGAUACUGCAGAAUACCUGGGGAACUAAAUGGGGGAAUGAGGGCUAUGCUUAUGUUAAAAUAGGGGGCAACAUUUGUGGUAUUGCAGAUUCUGUGGCAGCUGUUUUUCUUUGAGUGCACUGUGUGUAUAGAUUAUGUGUAUGUGUGUGUGUGUGUGUGUGUGUUUGUAUGUGUGUGUGGGUUUCCUGCUGCCAAAAUUUAAAUCAUCCAUCAUUUAAAUCAUCAUUUGUUUGCCUUCGAGUGUCACUGUAAAUAAUGUGUUUAUUGAAACAUUACCAUGUUACACGGGUGUCAUAAAAUAAAUCACUUUUUGUGCUGA